Messenger RNA from Aspergillus melleus, 2154 nucleotides. RefSeq lists its product as uncharacterized. NCBI's taxonomy places the organism in Eukaryota, Fungi, Ascomycota, Eurotiomycetes, Eurotiales, Aspergillaceae. The transcript is spliced from 12 exons. The coding region runs from base 1 to 2154 and encodes 717 amino acids. The record is from RefSeq and is a predicted model, not a curated record.
AUGGCCGAAGAAGAGACUACGGCAGAUGUGACCACAACCAAGGGCGCCAAUGUCCUCAGCCAAGACACCCAGGCUUUGAAUGUAUAUUUGAAAUUGAAGAGCCUUAAAACGGAAUUGGAUGCCGACACCAAGGAGUUUCUGAAGUCCAAGCUCAAUCUCGAGUUACCCGAGGCACCGGGUUUACCCACCACCAAAGCUGAAGCAAUUGCAUCGACAUAUGUUCACUCCAACUUCAUGGCAAAGACGGGUGGUGCUAUUGUUUAUCCGUCGGACAUGAGUGAGAGACAUUGGAACAUCGUCUUCAGAAACAAUUGUCUUCUACAUGGAAGCCUGACAAGCAUGUACGAGGUCGCUAUCAACAAGAGGGUCGAGCGAGCCGUCUACCCAGCGUUCCAACUGGCCAAACGUCAAUUCCAGGACUUUGAGACCUCUUUCGCUUCUGACAUUCCUCCCCCAAAGCAAAUGCUUCGCAUUCCUCGAUUCCGUAUUGAGGAUGACUCCUACGUCGAAAUGACUGAGACAUCCAAGUCUGUUGCGAAGGCCAUGGCAGAUAGCUCCAUGAGUGAAUAUGCAGCUGAAGUUGCCAUAGGUGGAGGCGCACUUGGUGUGAGUGCUGGAGUAAAGGGCGGAUACUCAUCCAACAGUUCCAAAUCGUCGGCCACUCAGAAUGACACCCAGACAAAGGUGUUGACGAUCACCUACAAUUUCCCCCGUGUGGUCAUAAACUUGGAUGAAAGCAGUCUGGAAUUGACCGAGGAAUGCAAAGCGGACAUCAACAACCUAGGCGAUACGCUGUCUCUGACCGAUUUCAACGAAAAAUAUGGCCACUUCUUCGCGACUCGGAUUGAACUCGGAGGGCGACUCCACUCGUCCGAGGACUGCACAAAGCUUCAGGAUUCAGAGAGAACAGAGAAAGCUAAGUCCAUGAAAGCAGCUGCAAGUCUUUCUUUCUCCUCUCCCUGGGUCCAGGCUUCUGCAAGUGCAAGUUACGGCUCAGCCUCCAACAGUAUGGAAGAGAACAAGACCAGCAAGAUGAACAUGACUAUGACCUGGGAGGCGAAGGGUGGAGACACACUGCUUUGCAACAAUCCGCCUCUCUGGUGCAACACAGUUGCGUCUUAUUACAACUGGCGCGUCGUUAAGCAAGAAUCUCUGAUACCAGUGACCGACCUGAUUAUGAAUCUGCCCGGUGGCUCUAUCCUCAAAGCCAAGAUUGAUGCCAUCAAGAACCCGUCCACCGGCGCGGGUAAGAUUGGUGGAGACAGAACAGGUACGUCGGACAAGACAAGCCUGCCAGUAAACCCGAAGACUCCUGUUGUAAACUCUGGAAAGACGGAGAAGCCCAAUCCUCCUGUCAAGCCGGACACGACUACUCAGUCCGGGAAGACGGAGAAGGUCCUGCCUCCGGUCAAGCCAGAAUCCACUACCCAGCGGGACAAGACUCCGCCCAUCAAGCCAGUUGUAACUGAAAAGCCAGGCACCACAGCACCUCCAAAGGUCAAGACGGUCAAGUCGAAAGUAUCUGUAUCCUUGAACCAAGGGUCCCGGUACUUGGCAGGUCUAAAUGAGAUGGGCGCGGCUGGCAGUGAGUGCAGUCAUCCUUCAACAUCUCGGAAAUCCGACACUGACAAAAGCGAAGUUGGUAUCCUCACGCACGAUCUUGACGGCCGCGGUUCCUACACUCCGGCCCAGCUGAAAUUCAUCGACGAUAUCGACACGUUUAGUAUGAUGAGCAGCGGCUGCUCAUUUGUCAACAACGCCACCGACCAGAAGUUCGAAAUCGUAGUUGAACACAACUCUAAUGAGAAGCCACUGCUCAAACGCAACGUCCCCUACCGCAUCUUCUCCAAGAAGGCCGAGAAAUGGCUCACCUCAACCCCAACCCUUCCGGGCUUCUACGACAAAUCCGUCCUUUACCUGGAGACCUCGGCGGCCAAGUCUGGCGAGGUGGCCACCUUCGCAUUUGAUUCACUCCGACACCGCUCCGUGAGUAACAUUGAAGAGGGAGACACGAUCUUCAUCCGGAUGUUUGAUAAAUCUGGACGCAGUCUCGGUGCGCUGACUGAUAUCUCGUCGAACAAUGGGGUAAUGUCUGGCGCUAUCGGUACUAAGGGUACUUCGGAGAAGUUGACCUUCUCGAUCAAGUAUGCCUAA